This is a messenger RNA of Leptinotarsa decemlineata (Colorado potato beetle), 2241 nucleotides long. Its product is annotated as multiple inositol polyphosphate phosphatase 1. Lineage: Eukaryota; Metazoa; Arthropoda; Insecta; Coleoptera; Chrysomelidae. The record is from RefSeq and is a predicted model, not a curated record. Gene Ontology annotation, molecular function: acid phosphatase activity; inositol phosphate phosphatase activity.
AAUAGAACCAUGGGCAUUUCUUCUAUAGUUUUGGUCUUUAUAUUUCUUGCAAGUACUUCAGGCCAGAAUAACAACUAUCCGUUUGAUAGCAACAGACAAGAGGACUGCUGUGAAGAUUAUUGUUAUGUGACCGACGAAGAACCUUAUACAUUCUUCGGUACGAAAACGGUAUAUGACAGUUUGCCCAACAGGCAUUCGAGUUCCCAACACAUAGUGCGAGAAUGUUCUCCAGUACAGUUCUGGAGCAUAAUUCGGCAUGGAACGAAGUAUCCCAGUAUUGAAAAACUGAGAAAACUGAGAAAUUUGAAUAAGCUCCAUGAAGAAAUGUUGAGAAAUUAUUUGGAAAGGAAAUCUUAUCCAGACAGGGGAAGAUUGUGUACGAAUGAUUUUGAUUUGAUCAGAAAUUGGCGAUUUAACGAUAGCAUAACCGAUAAUUAUGCUAAUGGUCUUACUAGUCAAGGUGCAGAAGAUAUGAAGUUGUUGGCAAGAAGAUACAAGACACAGUAUUCGGAGGUGUUACAAAAUUAUGACGAAAGAUCGUAUUACUUCCAGUACUCUACAGAUGACAGAAGCCACGACAGUUUUCAAGCAUAUAUCGAGGGACUCUUUGGAAGUGACUAUUACAGAGUCCACGCGAAUACAGUGAAUUCUGAUAACUUAACCAAACCUGAAGAAAACUGUCCAAAUUGGUCUGAGGGCGAAAAUAACAAUCCUGCAAUGAAAUCUGAGGUGGAGCGGUUCAAAGAAAAUCCAGAAUAUUUGAAAAUGGUGAGAGAUGUAUUUCAGAGGCUUGGUUUCCGAUACUUGCUGAAUGCUUCUAACAUUGAGGAUAUUUAUGAUGCUUGUGCUUACGAAAAAGCAUGGAAUAUUCAAAGACGUUCGCCAUGGUGCAUUGCCUUCAAUAAAGAUCAACUAAAGUUGUUGGAGUAUGCAGAAGAUUUGGAAUAUUAUUACAAAGCAGGAUAUGGAAAUCAAAAUAGCAAAAGAAUAGGUUGUGCUCCCGUUAAAGACUUGUAUGAAAGAUUCGAGAAGACUGUUAACGGUAAUCCGGACGGAAAUAAGGGAACAUUUUUAUUUAGUCGUGCCACCACGUUCCAGACGGUUUUGGUAUCAUUGGGAAUAGCCAAGGAUUUCACGCCUCCUACAGCAGACAACUAUUAUCAACAAAGUAGAAGAAACUGGAGAGUAUCCAUGUUAGAUCCCUUCGCCGCUAAUUUGGCAGCUGUUCUUUAUGAAUGCAGAGGUAACGAAAAAUACAAAGUAAUGUUCUUCUUGAAUGAAAAACCUGUGGAAUUCCCCGAAUGUUCAGUUGGUCUUUGCAGCUGGACCACUGUCCAGCAGAAAUAUCAGGAAAUUGUAAGAAACUGCAAUAUCGAUUAUUUCUGCAAAGGAAAUACUGCACCGAAAACAUAUGUUAGUUAUAUAACCCUUGUUUUAACAACUUUCUUAUUUUAUGUAAUUUAAAUAAUCUAUUGUUUGUCUCAUACAAGCAGUUACAAUUUUUAGAGCCAGUUUUGGAGUAGAUGAAAAAGUCACAUUUCGGUAUUAUUCUAUCUAUUGAGUACAAAAAAACCAAAGAGUUCAGCUGAAAAAUUCAUAAAAUAAAAUUAUAUUUUCAUCGUGAAAUAAUCUUUGUGAAUAAUUGAUUGGUAUUUUUACUCCAAAUCAGGCAUGAAUGUGAAUGAAUAGAAUAAAGUACAACAAUAUGAUUUGCCAAAUAUAUUAAUCAAUAGAGAAUCAUUCAAGCAGCGGAGAGAAUCUUAAAUAAUCAAAAUGGAAAAAGGCCUUUUAUCUGUGAAAAUAAUUAUUUAAUCUGUGGAUGGCAAAGUUGAGCCAGCAAAAAACUCUAGGGUCUGGAAGGACUAUAAAUCAUACAAGCAAAAUAAAAAGUAUAACAGCUUUCCUUUAUCUGGCUUGAUUGAUUCAUGCAAGUAAAUUAUUUUAUAGUAUUUACUACACUCUAAUACCUAAGUACUCAAUAUGUGUUUAUUAUUUUGUUGUUUUUACAUGAGAUUUUAAUUUUUAUUAAUGUUUAAUUACUUUAGAUUAGAAAUAAAGUGAUUCAUUAGGAAUCAGCUAAGCACAUGCUACUUUUGUAGAAAAAUAGUAACCUAGACUUUUAUAUUUUCUUUUUAAAUAUAUGAUGAAUAAAAAUCGAAAAUAUUAUUGAUAUUCAAUAUGUGCACUUCGUCAUUGAUGUUCUCAAUUCGAAACUGAGUAAAUAUGUUGAAAAAUAUAAAA